GGCACAUGUACCCAUCUCUUAUCUCCUAUACAUUGGCAUGGGAACUCCUCAUCUUCCUCCUCCCACUUCUCACGGCAGGAAGAUAGUGGGAGCGGGCGUGCCGAUCUUCUGGCAUCAACAAUGGCGGGCUUGACUAGCGAUAGCGAUGACAGUGAUAAGUUUGAGUGGGAAAGUGAUGGUGAAGCUGCACCCUCAUCAGCUCCGGCCAUGAGGAACUUGGAUGCUCCUGGCUGUCUACGCUGGUACCUCAGGGAAGCAACGUCUAAUUCUUUAGUCGAGGAAUAUGUGAGAAUGGGUUUCCCAAAAGAGAUGGUUGUGAAGGGCAUUAAGGAGAUUGGGCACAACGAUGCAAAUGCGUUGCUAGAGCUACUUCUCACAUAUAAGGCACUAGGCGAUGAAGGUGCAUUGGGUAAUUGCUCUACUUCUGGCUGCUCCCGCCCAAAUGUUGAAGAUGACAAUGAUGAUGAUCUUGAUUUUGAUAACUGGAAUAACGACCAAGAUACUGGUGGUAGACAGCAGAACUCUGAUAGUUCUGGUGAUGAGGUAGAUGAUUCUUUAUCUUUAGUUCUGUAGCUAGAACUUUUUGAAUCAUAUGUAUGCGGAUAUAUGUAAUAUUUGCCAUGCAUACCUUGAGCACCUCCUUUACGUUCUGUUUGAGCUUUGUUUAUUUUGC
Messenger RNA from Hordeum vulgare subsp. vulgare (domesticated barley), 673 nucleotides. RefSeq names its product DNA (cytosine-5)-methyltransferase DRM2-like. The transcript is spliced from 5 exons. The record is from RefSeq and is a predicted model, not a curated record. NCBI's taxonomy places the organism in Eukaryota, Viridiplantae, Streptophyta, Magnoliopsida, Poales, Poaceae. Bases 121 to 573 code for a protein of 150 amino acids.